AUGAGAGACUUUCUGCAACUUGGUCCUGCCUCCAUGGGAAUCGAUCCUUCAGCAACGUUGGCAUCUCUCUUCACCGACAAUUCUUGGCGUCUUCCUCCAGCACGAUCUGAAAGACAGGUUCAAUUACACGCUCACUUAACUACCAUCAUUCUGAAUAAUGAUGAUGAUUUCUACGAAUGGGUAAUUAAUGGAAAACUGGAAACAAAAUUUUCUAUUGGGAGUGUGUAUAAUAACCUUCGAGUGCAGGGGCCGUGUCCAACAAGAGACAGAAUCAUCGGCUGGGGGCUUCGAACUUCGCCUCUGUGCCUGCUCUGUAAUUCUGCUCCGGAAAGCAGGGACCAUCUUUAUUUUGACUGUCCGUUUUCAUGGAGCUUAUGGAGUACGCUUGCGCCCCGCUCUGGUCUUGAUCCUGCAAGGUCAUGGUCAUCGGUUUUGGCUCAACUAGGAUCUCUGAGCCCUCAGACGCCGAGAAGGAGGCUUGCCUUGCUUUGCUGGCAGGUUUGUCUCUAUUGGAUUUGGAUGGAAAGAAACGCUAGACUGCACCGAAAUAUCUUCCGAUCGGUGGACACCAUCUCUCGCUUAAUUGAUAGGCAGAUCAAAGACCGUCUCCUGAGCUUUAGGUCUUUGAAUCCUGCUGCUUCCUCCACCAUGAUGCAACAGUGGCUCUCCUAA
This is a messenger RNA of Raphanus sativus (radish), 672 nucleotides long. RefSeq lists its product as uncharacterized. The record is from RefSeq and is a predicted model, not a curated record. Lineage: Eukaryota; Viridiplantae; Streptophyta; Magnoliopsida; Brassicales; Brassicaceae. The transcript has 2 exons. The coding region runs from base 1 to 672 and encodes 223 amino acids.